Messenger RNA from Arabis nemorensis, 1353 nucleotides. The record is from the annotation of a GenBank genome assembly. NCBI's taxonomy places the organism in Eukaryota, Viridiplantae, Streptophyta, Magnoliopsida, Brassicales, Brassicaceae.
AUGGCGACUUCUCGUAUUAACCUUUUUCUUCUUCUCCUCUUUCUAUUUACUGCUACAUUUAUCACCAGCCAGCAAAACGACGACGAAGACGCGCCGCCUCAACUCGCCCUAGACUCGUCGGAGCAAGAAGCGGUCUACCGAGUCCUUGACUCAGUUAACUCGGCGAUCCCAUGGCGAACCAUCUUCCCCGACGAUCUCUGCGCUUCCCCACCAGACGGCGUCGUAUGCGAUUUCUUCACCGUCCGUUCUCAAAACGGCGUCGUAACUUCUGUCCACGUCACCGAGCUUCACUUGGGCUACGUCUCUGACUACACGCAAAACCCUCCUUGCUCUUCAAACUCUACACUCGAACCUCUCCUCUUCACUUCCUUCAACCACCUACGCAAGCUCUUCUUCUACAAAUGCUUCACCGGAGCUCGUGUCUCGUUGCCAGAAGCUAUCCCGGAGGGUUUCGGCUCUGUCCUCGAAGAACUUGUGUUCAUCGGAAACCCGUCUCUCGUCGGCGAAGUCAGUGCCGUGAUCGGUAAUUUCACAAAGUUGAGGAGAUUGGUUCUCACCGGAAACGGAUUUCAUGGGUCGAUUCCGGGUCGGAUCUCCGAUUUGGUCAGUCUACAAGAGAUCACGCUCUCUAGAAACAGCUUGACCGGCGGUUUUCCGGCGUCGUCCCGUCUGAGGAAUCUGAAAGUUCUGGACCUCAGCCAUAAUUUUCUUGACGGAAAUGCCCCUGAAUCCAUCGGCGAUCUGACGGAGCUUCUAAAGCUCGAUCUCAGCUUCAAUGGGUUCUCCGGAGAGAUACCGUCCGGAGUUGGAAAACUGAAAAAGCUCGAGUUUUUGGAUUUGAGUUACAACCGUUUCGGAAACUAUGGCGUUCCUCUGUUUCUAGCUGAGAUGCCCAGAUUGAGAGAGGUUUAUCUGAGUGGAAAUCAGCUCGGAGGUCGUAUACCGGAAAUUUGGAAGAAUCUGGAGGGUAUUUCUGGAAUUGGGUUCUCGAGAAUGGGUCUACGAGGGAAUAUUCCAGCUUCAAUGGGGUCGACUCCCAAAAACCUCUGUUAUCUCGCGCUCGACAACAACAAUCUCGACGGACAAAUCCCCGAGGAGUUUGGGUUUCUGGAAUUCGCUAACGAAAUCAACCUCGAAAACAACAAUCUCACCGGAAAAUCUCCGUUUUCCGACAGUUUCAGGGACAGAAUCGGGAAAAAGCUCAAAUUGAGCGGGAACCCAAAUCUCCACGUCGUUAAAAUCUCCGAUCCUCCUCUCGCCGGACCAGCUCUCUCUUCGUCGGCGUCAAGGGUUUUCACGUCGAUUUGCUUCCCGGCGGUUUUAGUGGUUCUUUACAUUUUAGUAAAACAGUGA